AUGGUGAUGUCCACGUUCCAGAAGGUGACGCUGGCCACGUGCGUGGUGCUAUGCGUUGCCUUGCUGCUUCCCAGGAUGUUGUUGUCUCGCGGGAGGAAGGAUGCGAGUGGUACUGAAGGGGGUCACUUUCCACCCAUGGUGCAUCGUCACAUGGCCCCUGAGGCCCGAAGCCAGAGGGCGGGGUCGACCCCCUCCUCCAGGGCCCACAAGACGGAGGCUGUUGUCGCCCGCGCCAAAGGUGCGGGAGCUGGAGCUGGGCUAGGAACGGCGGCCAAAUCCAACCUGGCCGGACAAAUAAUCCCCGUCUACGGAUUUGGAAUUUUACUGUACAUCCUUUAUAUCCUCUUCAAGAUUACGUCAAAAGGGAACAGUCAACCUCCAAUAGGCAGAUUCUCCUCAUUGCGCUCAGAGAACACAAAGCGGAAGAUCACUGACUUUGAACUUCUUCAGCUACAGGAGAAGCUUAGGGAGACAGAGAUAGCAAUGGAGAACAUUGUAUCCAAAGCACACCACAGCCCUGACAGGGACAAUAAAGAAGUAAAUGUGGACCAAGAGAAUCUCCUUCAACAGUUGACAGAAAUCACUCGCGUGAUGCAGGAAGGCCAGCUGGUGGAAGGCGUGGCAAGACCCAACACCCGGCAGCGACCAUGGGAAGAAGAUGAAGAAGCAUAUCCUCACGACUUGUGGGAGCGUCCUCGCUGCUGCUGUCAACAUUCUCCUCGCAGAGAAGACGAUCAGGAUAAUCAUUCAGAGAACGUUUCACCGGACACACAAAAAGCAGAUGACGCUGUAGGUAAAGAUGGCACAGACACAGAGAGACAAGAGGAUGACCAAAGUGAGAAGAAGCAGAGGCAAGGUGAAGGUGAGGAGGAGCAGCAGAAGAUCGAACUGGGCGUACCUGAAGAGGAGCUGCCAGGUGUGCUGAAGGAGCUGGAGCUCACCUUGAAGAUGACGUCGAAUCUGGAGCAAGAGACAGUGAACCGUCUAGAGAUGCAAGCUUUUAACGGGGGCGGGGUUCAAGUGAGACGGCGGAACAGAAGAAGAAGCAAGAAGGAGUCUCAAUGA
Molecule: messenger RNA, 1065 nt
Organism: Nerophis lumbriciformis (worm pipefish)
Lineage: Eukaryota; Metazoa; Chordata; Actinopteri; Syngnathiformes; Syngnathidae
Source: RefSeq, a predicted model, not a curated record